Messenger RNA from Lampris incognitus (smalleye Pacific opah), 1448 nucleotides. It is a transcript of the gene cnpy4, whose product is annotated as canopy FGF signaling regulator 4. The transcript has 6 exons. The record is from RefSeq and is a predicted model, not a curated record. Gene Ontology annotation, cellular component: endomembrane system. Lineage: Eukaryota; Metazoa; Chordata; Actinopteri; Lampriformes; Lampridae. Gene Ontology annotation, molecular function: signaling receptor binding. Bases 86 to 760 code for a protein of 224 amino acids.
CGCAGUUGGCAAGCCUCGUCUUUUCGCCUAUGUGGCUACUGUAAAACAAGCGUUAAAACAGCUGUUUGUACAGUAAUACAUUGAAAUGAAACCUUUCCUUCUGGCUUUAUUCUGGCUCUGCAGUUGCGCUUUAGCAGACGACGACGAGCGACUGCCAAACAAAUGUGAAGUGUGCAAGUUCUUGACAGUGGAACUGCAGGCAGCCCUGGAGAGGACGGGUCGCUCCAAAGAGGUGCUGGAGCUCGGGGAGGUCCUAGACACGGGCAAGCGCAGGCGCAAGAUAAAAUACAACACCUCGGAAACCCGACUGACAGAAGCUGUGGACAACAUAUGUGAAGGCAUCCUGCAGUAUAAUGUCCAUGCAGAGAGGCCCGGCAGCCUCCGUUACGCCAAGGGCACCAGUCAGACCAUGGCCACUCUGAAGAACCUGGUCAACAAGGGCGUAAAGGUGGAACUGGGCUUGCCAUUUGAGCUAUGGGACGAGCCCUCUGUGGAAGUGUCAGACAUGAAGAAACAGUGUGAGACGAUGCUGGAGCAGUAUGAGGACAUAGUGGAAGACUGGUACUUCCAUCAUCAGGACAAGCGGUUAGAGAGCUUCCUCUGUGAAAGCCAUGUCCUCAAGAUGUCUGAGCAAGAAUGUCUGAAGGAGGUGUGGAAAGGGGACCUGGGGACCAAGGGAGGAGAGAAGAGGAGAUCAGCAGAGGAGGCUGAAAGUGACGUCGUUGACGAUGUGAAGACCCAUGAUGCUGGAGAACUGUGAGGGGAAACCGAUGACGAUCUUCAAGACUUGACUUCAGUAAGCAGCUCAGCACCACAUCAUUUGACGUUGUCUCUCCUCGACGUGUCUUCGGCAAUAUUCUUGGAGCCGAAACACAGCCUUCACCUUUUUAGAAAGAGGAUUAUGCUGAGAUGUUACUUACGAGCAAUAUUUUCACUUUUGGCUGAGUGGUAAGCCAGUCACAAUAUGGAUAAACAAAUAGUUGUCUUUUCCUUUUCAUGUUUUCAAAACUGUUCUUGGAGCUAAAUCAUUGUACCGACUUCUGGGAGAGAUACCAUUGAGACAUUUAACCAGAUUUAUGCAAAUUAUCUCCCAUGUCCUCGUAGCAGUUUUGUAAAAUAUAUUCAUGUACAUUUUUAGAACCUGUUGCAUCCUUUGUCAUACCCCUAUCUGUUUUUAUUGUCACCCGAUGCCAAAUAUUGAUACACUCUUUUACUAUUUUGUGAAUUUUGCUACACUAAAGCUACAAAGAAGGUAGUUGAUGAUGUAGGAAAAGGAGAUUUGGUACCAUGUCAGACAGAUACACCUUUUCAGUAUUACUUUAUUGUGAAUGCUGUUACUCUUUUACUAGCCAGUAUUUGUACGUAGCUACUUUUGGAUACUCUUGAAUUAUUUUUUAAAGCAAAAUGCAAUAUGUACAGUUUUUCCAUCGUGAAUAAAUGAUUUUGUA